This is a messenger RNA of Nannizzia gypsea CBS 118893, 291 nucleotides long. RefSeq names its product mitochondrial 37S ribosomal protein YmS-T. The transcript has 3 exons. Gene Ontology annotation, biological process: mitochondrial translation. Lineage: Eukaryota; Fungi; Ascomycota; Eurotiomycetes; Onygenales; Arthrodermataceae. Bases 1 to 291 code for a protein of 96 amino acids. The record is from RefSeq and is a predicted model, not a curated record. Gene Ontology annotation, cellular component: mitochondrial small ribosomal subunit. Gene Ontology annotation, molecular function: structural constituent of ribosome.
AUGCCUCCGAGGUCAGCAGCAACCGCGGGAACAAUCCGACUUCAGUCUCUUCCGCGAUUGAAGAUCAAGAGUCCCAUGAAAUAUGACCAGAACCCAUGCCUUGCUGCUAUGACGGCUGUUCUCAACUGCUGGGGAGCCACGGGAUACAGUAUCCAAGGAUGCUUAGCAUUGGAACAGCAAUUGCGACUAUGCACGGACUCGAACCCUACGAAAGUCACAAAGAAGAACACCGUCAACUACCAUCUUGCUCGAAUGUUCCGCAUGAUUUCCCCCCGACGGAAGGAGAAAUAA